Molecule: messenger RNA, 1458 nt
Organism: Hypoxylon trugodes
Lineage: Eukaryota; Fungi; Ascomycota; Sordariomycetes; Xylariales; Hypoxylaceae
Product: cytochrome P450
Exons: 3
Coding region: 1-1458 (485 amino acids)
Molecular function (GO): monooxygenase activity; heme binding; oxidoreductase activity, acting on paired donors, with incorporation or reduction of molecular oxygen
Source: RefSeq, a predicted model, not a curated record
AUGGCUGCUUCACUUGGCCUCCUACUAGUUGCUUCUAUAUUGUUAGUUUGUACUCGCCUUCUCCUGAAUUGGAGAAGACUGAGUAAAGCCCCCGGCCCGACACUUGCGGGGUGUACGGAUCUCUGGCGGGCUUAUCAGCAGUGUAACGGGAGAUUAAGAGAGAAGCUAUUGGAGCUACAUUCACAGUAUGGGCCUAUAGUCCGAUACGGUGUUAGGAGCAUCAGCGUCAGUGAUCCGGAGACCAUCAGCACUCUCUACGGAAGUCGAGCAUUCAUCACUGCAGAUUCGUAUAAGGUACUUGCCGGCAUACAAAAUGGAAAGGAGGUGACAAGUCUGUUGGGCACUAGGGAUGAAGCACGCCACAACGUAAUGCGACGAUCAGUUAGCAGUGCCUUUACGCCCACGGCCUCGUUGGAUUACGAGAAGUGGAUCGACGCGACGGUCGAAGAUUUGUUCAGUAUAGUAAGCAAGAAGUCAACCGUCUUUGACCUCUCGUCCAUAAUACUGUGGUAUACAAUGGAUGCGGCCAGUCGGUUCUCGUUUGGAGAGCCACUCGGAUGCCUUCAGGCUGAGGGUGACACAGACGGCACAAUCCAGCUAGUUCGUGAACGAGUCGCUUAUUGGGGGCGAUGGUCUUCACUUCCACAAUUGGAACGGUUGAUUCACCGUAAUCCUGUCGCCAUGUCUCAGGGACGGGCGCCGUCUAAUAUGGCAGGGCGGGCAUUAGCAAAACUCAAGGCAAGGGUGGCUCAAUCGAAAACCGAAUAUGAGCAUCCGGAUCUUCUUGCCAAGUUUCUCCAAGCCAGUAAAGAUCAUCCACAAUUGGACACAACUGGAGUAAUAGGUAUGUUAAUGUCUAUGAUAACGGCCGCGGGCGACACAAUAGCAACGACAGUAACAGCGAUACUCUACUACCUGGUCGUAAACCCGGAGUCACUAAAGAAGCUUGAAGAGGAACUCCUGCAGGCUGAGCUACCGGAAAUUCCCCAAUUUGCGCAAACAAGCAAGUUGCCGUACUUAAACGCCACAAUCAAAGAGGGGAUGCGCCUCUUCCCUGUGAUGAACUGGCCAUUGGAGAGGUCAGUUCCCGCAGGAGGCGCUACUAUUGCAGGCAUGUACUUCCCCAAAGGUACCAGCGUGGGAUGCUCGCCUUUAGCAAUUCAUCAUAACGCCGAGAUUUUUGGCGGGGACGUACACACCUAUCGCCCUGAACGGUGGCUUAUUUCAGACCCGGAGCGACUCAGACGGAUGGAUGCUACUCAUAUGGGUUUCAGUCGUGGGCGUCGCGAUUGUAUAGGUCGUCACAUUGCUGUGUUGCAAAUGAAGAAGGUCAUCCCAGCAAUCAUCAUGAAAUUCAAGCUGAGUCUUGUCGAUCCCGAGGCGUCUUUGGAAGCAGACUUUUCGCCUGGUCUUGUCCAUAUGAAGUCGCUAUACGUUGUGUCGGAAUCAAAGCACUGA